This is a messenger RNA of Mauremys reevesii (Reeves's turtle), 2307 nucleotides long. Its product is annotated as cocaine- and amphetamine-regulated transcript protein-like. The record is from RefSeq and is a predicted model, not a curated record. Gene Ontology annotation, biological process: cellular response to starvation; negative regulation of appetite; G protein-coupled receptor signaling pathway. The transcript has 3 exons. Gene Ontology annotation, molecular function: neuropeptide hormone activity. Lineage: Eukaryota; Metazoa; Chordata; Testudines; Geoemydidae. Bases 24 to 338 code for a protein of 104 amino acids.
GGUCACGCCGGAGCUUCAGCACCAUGGGCAGCUCCCGCCUCGGCCGCCUCUGCCUGGGCUGCUCGCUGCUCUUCCUGCUGGGCGCCGGCCAGGAGCCCCUGGGGCCCAGGGCUGCAGCCAGCCAGAGCCAGGAAGAAAAGGACCUGAUCGAAGCUCUGCAGGAGGUGCUGGAGAAGCUGAAGACAGAGCGGCUGCCCUCCAUAGAGAAGAAGCUGGGCUCGGUGCCCUCGUGCGACGCCGGAGAGCUGUGUGCCGUGAGGAAAGGAGCCCGGAUCGGGAGACUCUGCACCUGCCCCCGCGGGACGGCCUGCAACUUCUACAUCCUCAAGUGCUUGUGAGGAGGACAGGAACGCGUGGACCGGACAGGACGGGGCGGGGGGAGGGGGUCUGCGGAGCAGCCUCUGGUCCCAAUCUCUCCACCUGGCCUGUUUCGGCAGCUGUCAGGAGGUGGGUUUGGUUUUUCUCCUGUGCUAGGAAACAUAAGCUCAGCACUUCCCCCAGGGCCCUUAAGGCUCCCUCCCCAGUCUAGCGCCUGCGAUGGAAGGAGCUCUCUGUGCAAAGUUUGUCAAUGCUUUGAUCCCUUGCUGCCCUGAGGGAGGCUAGGAGAAGCCAGCCUGGCCUGCUUUUCCAAGGUGCCAAGCCCCUGAUCUCAGUGGGGCCAGGAGGGGCUCAGCAGCUCUGAGAAUCAGCUCCCAGCCCCACUUACAUUUCCCAUGUCCCUUCUUCCCGCUUUCCCUGCCUGGAGAUCUGUGGACCAAAGAGUCUCUGCUCAGUGCAGAGGGGGAGACUGCUGGCUGCAGCCUCUUGUCUCUGCUUGGUCCCUGGCUGGGGGUAGAGUAGCCUGGGGGUGGCUCUAACGUAGCCCUAAGGUACCAGCUGCCAGCACGCUGCUCUCUGGCCCCAUCUCACCCUCCCGUGGCUCCUGCACAAGAGGCCGUGAGGAGGCUAGCAUAGGAGCCAGCCACGGAGACUUCAGUGCCUUCUGGGAAUCCCUCAUGCCAGGGGAAGGGAAGCAGGCAGAGGAGCUUUGCUCCCAGGGGCUGGCUGCUGAGGCCUGGUCUCCGAGUUCUCCAUUAUCUGAGCGCCAGGGGCAUCCCUGCAGUGCCAGUAGGGGUGGCUUUGGAUUCUCUCUCCCGGGGAGGAAGGAGCAGCAGGAAGAGGGGACCUGAGCAAACCCUGCCCCAUGCAAACACCGCAGCUCAGCAGACCCCCAAGGAACAUCCCCCCCCAGCCAAUCAUUCUCCCUGCUCCCUAGCGUCACCUCCUUGGCUGCUGCACUGAACCUGCUCACCCUGACUCUGGGCAAAGAGCCAGGCUGUGCAGAAUGACAGGAAAGGGGUGGGGGGAGGAAGGGGGGAGUACUGGAGGCAAUAGGUAAUGAGAGGAAGGCUGGCCUGGGGGGUUAACACACAGGGCUGGGAUCCAGGUUCAAGCACCAGUUCUGCUAUUGACUCCUGGUGUGAGCAGGGCAAAUCACUCAGCCUCACGGGCUACCGGUAACAUGGACAAUAACACGUCCCUGUGAGCUCCCGGGGCAGGGACCAUCUCUGACUCUGGGUUUGGCAAGCACCUGGACAACAGGGCCCCCAUCCCAGCUGGGCCCUCUAGGCAUAGAGAACUUGGCUCCAGCUAAUCUAGCAUUCCCCAAAGGCAGCAGCCACUGUAGGGGGGGAUUUUCUCUCGCUUCCGGAUCUUAUCUGCUUUAGCCCAUCCCUGCAAUUCAAACUGGCACUGGGAAAUAAACAGAGACCAAGGCAUGCCACAGCAGCAGCAUGCACCUGCCGAGAUACAGGGGGUGUUUGCACUGUCUGUGCUCUCAGCCUGUAGCAGCAGCAAAGAAACCUGCCCCCCACCCCGAGACACAGUAUGAAGGGUGCACAUAGACCGCCCAUUGCAAUGAGCAUCAGAGCUCCCCGUGCUGAGCUGCUGUUGCAGCAGGAAAAUGGUCACACUGAAGGCCCUGAUUCUCCAGGUGUUUGUUAGCUCCAGUGCCAGCUGGGUAUGAGAAACGUUCCCGAAGCAGCCUGGUAAAACAGCUGCUGUGCACUUUGCCUAGUUGUGUGAACAGCUGAACAAGGGGCAGGCCCAGGGAGGAGCAGUCCCCAGGGGGAAGGGAGAGUAAAGGAGAUGGGAAAGAAAUAAUGAUGUGGGCUCUCGAAGGGGUCGGUUUCUUUCAAAAGCUGCAUGGGCCCUGAAAUUCCACCCCCCUCUCGAGUGGUUUCCAGAGCACAUUCCGCCUGUGGGGAGCCCAAGCAGUAAUGGAGAAGGGUGCUAACGCCAGGCUCCUAUUAAAUGAUUUGUACUCAA